AUGGCAGAUACAAGAAGGCGUGUGAAGUUGUACAUGCUGAAUGAGGAUCGUCAAUGGGAUGAUCGUGGAACGGGGCAUGUGUCGUCGGCUUACGUUGAACGAUUGAAAGGAAUGGCUUUAUUAGUCCGGUCCGAGAUAGACGGUUCCAUUUUAUUAGAAUCAAAGAUUCACCCUGAUACAGCCUAUCAAAAACAACAGGAAACGUUGAUAGUUUGGUCAGAAUGUGAUAAUUAUGACUUGGCUCUGAGUUUUCAAGAGAAAGCUGGAUGUGAUGAAAUUUGGGAAAAGAUUUGUCAGGUACAAGGUAAAGAUCCAUCAGUUGACAUCACUCAAGAGGUUGUGGAUGAAUCGGAAGAGGAACGUUUUGACGACAUUCCUGAUGCUAUGCCUCCAAUAGAGUUACCUCCCUGUGAAUUAAGUAAACUUGAAGAAAUCUCAGAAUUAUUUAACAAUGUGCUUCCGUCGCCAAUACGGAGAGAAAAACUGGCUGUUUGUAUCGAAAACGAAGGUUACAUUAAAAAACUAAUCGACUUGUUUCAUAUGUGUGAAGACUUGGAAAAUUUAGAAGGAUUACAUCAUUUAUAUGACAUUUUUAAAAGUAUAUUUUUACUAAAUAAAAACGCUCUGUUUGAAAUUAUGUUUAGUGACGAUAUAUUAUUUGAUAUAGUUGGUUUAUUGGAAUAUGAUCCUACCCUAUCACAGCCAGCCAAACACAGGGAAUAUUUAAAGACAAAAGCCAAGUUUAAGGAAGUGGUGCCAAUAUCAAACCCGGAAUUACUGACUAAAAUCCACCAGACCUAUAGAGUUCAGUAUAUCCAGGAUGUGAUAUUGCCUACGCCGUCAGUGUUUGAAGAAAAUAUGCUUUCCUCUCUCAGUUCCUUUAUAUUUUUCAAUAAAGUGGAGAUUGUCAGCAUGAUACAGGAAGAUGAAAAGUUUUUGACCACGUUAUUUGCUCAACUGACAGAUGACGAAACUGAUGAUAAUCAUCGGAGAGAUCUCAUUCUAUUUUUAAAAGAAUUCUGUACGUUUUCACAGACAUUACAGUUACCUAGCAGAGAAUCAUUUUUCAAGACAUUAUCAAACCUAGGAGUGUUAUCAGCAAUAGAAAUUAUUUUGGGGUUAGAUGAUGUAAAAAUGAAGAGUGCUGCUAUUGACAUAUUUUCUUAUAUUGUGGAAUAUAGUCCGUCCAUGGUCAGAGAGUUUAUUUUACAUGAAACCCAGAAUCAGGAUGAUGAGGAUUUAUUAAUUAAUCUGGUUAUUGAACAGAUGAUAAAUGAUACAGAUCCUGAAUUAGGUGGUGCCAUGCAAUUGAUGGGUAUAUUAAGAUUAUUGUUGGACCCUGAAAAUAUGUUGGCCACAGCUAAUAAAACUGAGAAGACAGAGUUUUUAAGUUUUUUCUAUAAACAUAGUAUGCAUGUUUUAACUGCUCCAUUAUUUGCUAAUACAGUUGAUGAUAAACCCAGUAAAGAUGAUUACCAAACAGCACAGUUAUUGAGUUUAAUAUUAGAGUUAUUAUCAUUCUGUGUAGAACAUCAUACGUAUCAUAUUAAAAACUAUAUAAUUAGUAAAGAUUUACUACGGAGAGUGUUGGUCUUGCUCAAAUCUAGACACUCCUUUGUAGCUCUGUGUGCCUUAAGAUUUAUGCGAAGGAUUAUAGGUUUAAAGGAAGAGUUCUAUAAUCGCUAUAUAUUAAAAGGAAACCUAUUUAAACCUAUAGUAGAAGCAUUUAAAGCUAAUGGUGAUAGAUAUAAUUUAUUGAACUCUGCCAUGAUUGAACUCUUUGAAUUUGUCAAGGUGGAGGAUGUGAAAUCAUUAUGUGGUCACAUUGUUGAGAAUUAUAUCAAUGAACUAGAGAGUGUUAAGUAUGUACAGACUUUUGAAGCAUUAAAAAAACGAUAUGAACAGCAACAAGAACGAAUUAAAGAUAGAUUAAAUAUGGACAGGUAUUUAUAA
Lottia gigantea (owl limpet) is the source of this 1953-nucleotide messenger RNA. RefSeq lists its product as hypothetical. The transcript has 13 exons. NCBI's taxonomy places the organism in Eukaryota, Metazoa, Mollusca, Gastropoda, Lottiidae. Gene Ontology annotation, cellular component: protein phosphatase 4 complex; nucleoplasm. The coding region runs from base 1 to 1953 and encodes 650 amino acids. The record is from RefSeq and is a predicted model, not a curated record. Gene Ontology annotation, molecular function: protein phosphatase activator activity. Gene Ontology annotation, biological process: DNA damage response; protein dephosphorylation.